Messenger RNA from Amphiprion ocellaris (clown anemonefish), 3823 nucleotides. RefSeq names its product Serine/threonine-protein kinase pdik1l-B-like. NCBI's taxonomy places the organism in Eukaryota, Metazoa, Chordata, Actinopteri, Pomacentridae. Gene Ontology annotation, biological process: protein phosphorylation. Bases 217 to 1419 code for a protein of 400 amino acids. The transcript is spliced from 4 exons. The record is from RefSeq and is a predicted model, not a curated record. Gene Ontology annotation, molecular function: protein kinase activity; ATP binding.
UUUAGACACGGAAGUCCGCUGCAUAUGUUCCCAGUUUCCUUCAGUUGUGGAUCUACAUUUGUUCAAAAAAAGCGAGAUUCUUUGGAUAUGGUGCGACGAGAUUUGUCCGAUAAGUAGAUUCAAAUCAAUCUGUGGCUGAUUAUAUAAGCUGAAGACGUGAAACUGUUUUGUGUGCAGCCACAUUCAGCCCCGGCUCCUAUGAGGGAUCUAUGAGAGAUGGAGGAGCUCUACACCUUGGAGAGGGAGGUGGGACGAGGCAGCUAUGGCGUGGUCUUUGAGGGCCAUAUGGCCAAAACAGGACAGAAGGUGGCCAUCAAGCGCCUCCCCUGCAGCAACCCGGAGUGCAUUGAACUCUACCUCCAGGAGCUGUGGGCCAUGAGAGCCACGGCCAAGAACCACGUCAACGUCAUCGCCCUCCACAGCUGCCUGCUGCAGACGGGACCUCGCAGCCUGAAGCCUCUGAAACCUGGAAAACUGCCUCUGCGUCUGGUUGAGACUGUGCUGAAGGGCAGCGUGGUCGGAGCACAAAGUGAGGACAGGAAUGACGUCCAGGCUAACAUCCAGAGGACGACUAACUCUGUCUCCAGACUUCAAGACAAAACCAACACCGUACAGGCCAGAGCUAAGCUCCAAGAGGGGCCGAAGUCAAAUUCAUCCAAUUCUAUGACCCCGCAAAGACCCUCCAACAGAGCCAGGAAGAGAGUGUGUCAGAGCAGAGAGGAGCAGCCGGGCCCUCUGCGAUGCCUGGCCCUGUGGCUGGUCAUGGAGUACUGUGAUGGAGGAGAUUUAAACCAGUAUCUGCUCUCCAGACCUCCAGACGUCCAGCGGAACCUCAGCGUGGUGAGACAGCUCUGCAGCGCCGUUUCCUUCCUGCACAGCCUCGGCAUCACCCACCGAGACCUGAAGCCCGACAACGUGCUGGUCUGCAUGACGCCAAAGGGCCCCGUAGUCAAGGUGGCAGAUUUCGGUCUGAGUAAGAUGAGCGAGGGCGUGAUGGACGGCGGUCCGACCAGGCAGCACUUCUCCUCCACCUGUGGCUCGGACUUCUACAUGGCUCCGGAGGUGUGGGGGGGACUCCCCUACACUGCCCAGGCAGACAUCUUCUCCCUGGGCGUGAUGUUCUGGGCCGUCCUGGAGAGAAUCACCUUUCUGGAGGAAGGAAGUUCAGAGGAGCAGCUGGGUGCGUACGUGAGCAGGGGGCGCUGGCUGAUGCCUCUGGGGGAGGCUCUGUGGGAGAACGCCGGCCUCCAGCUGAUCAUCCCUGUCAGGUUUAAGAGGGCGCCCCCGCUGCCGCCCCCUCCUGGUCGGGCCGUGUGUUCGCUGCUCUCAGACAUGCUGGCCUCCGACCCGGACGCCCGGCCCCCCGCCCAGCAGCUGGAGAGCAGGCUACGCUCUGCUGUCAGAGAGGACUCCCACUGACAGGCCACAAUAAUGGACCACUACAGCCUCUAGAAGGACCUCCUGGAUGGAACCAGCAGCCGCUCUGCUGCCUGGGGGGGAAUCCAGAUUAUUAUGGGAUGGAAGGUGCUGUUUUAGUCAUGGAAGCAGCAGCAGCAGAAAGAGACGAUUUCCAGUCUGGCCUGGAGAUCCUCUGGAGGAAACGAGUCCAUUGACCUCAGACCCCCCCCAGAUGAACACUGGAUGGUCUUCAGAUGGAGGUCUGGAGGACUGGCUGUUUCCUGGAAGCUCCAUGCUGCUCGACACAGAAAAUCCAUCUGAGUCCAUGUAUGAGGAAAAACGCUGCUGCUGUCCUCAAACAGGACGACUCUUUUACUGGUUCUGUCCUUAUUCUGGGUUUUAAUUCUGAUUUGCUGAUAAAUGUAGCCGUCAUUUGUGAUUUUUGCCUGAAUAAUUGAACGACACGUCGAUGUAGCACAGAUCUGAUGAUUCACUUCAAAGAUCUAAAAAUCCCCUGCUUUAUUUGCAUUUUAUCAUUUUUCAUUUAUCUGAACUGUUGGUGUGUUUUUGCAGUUUGUUUUUUUAAAUGUUUUUUCUCCAGGUAGAAUAAAUCUAGAUCUAUUUCUAUAAGGUGGGCAUGAUUCAGUUUAAUGUACCGCAAAAUGUACAACAGACGAAAACUAACUCUUCUGCUUCUUCUUCUUCCUCACCUUCUUCUUCACAUUCUUCAGGUUGGUCUUCUUCACCACCUGUCAAACUAAAACUUGUUUCCUGCAGGGUUGUUCUAUGAAUCUUUCUCUCCAUGUCCAGCUGUUGGAACGUCUAAUAUCUGAGUUUAUCCAUCCAGAAUUUAAAUUAGAGAUGUCACUAACAUCACAGGGACUAAUCAGAGUUCAACAAGUCAGAAGCACAGAGAUGUCCUUUACUCACUUUAACAAAUCCAGAGAAGAGUUAAAAAGUCUCAGAAGUUGUCGUUAAUGUUCAGAUUGUUGUUCAUGAUGACGUUUCUUCCUGGAUGUUGAACACGUAGACCUAAAGGUGGCAGAAGGAGUUCAUCAGCGAAGGAAGAUAGCUUAAUUUAUUAGAGAUUUAUGGUUAUAUCAUUUAUUAGAGACAUGGAGGUAAAACUACUGGUCAGAUGCAGCUGCAGCCUCAGAACAUGUUGGAAAAGCAAACUGUCUCCAAAAAACUCUAAUUAAAGAUGUUCCUGAUUACAUUCUGAUGAGGCAGAUUUCCAGCUUAAGAUUUUUAUAUCAUUACAUUGAGUUUACCCAAUUGAAGACAUUUAAAAAGGGAAAUGUAGAUAUGUAGAAUUUAAGGGUAUUAAAGCUGGAAUUAAACUGUAGAUUUCUAAAACUGGAGUUAAAACUAGAUUUCUGCAAUCAGAAACCCCAAACAUGAACAGUAAAAGUGAAAUCAUUUAGUCUGAAAACUGAAAGUGUGGAUAAAAUAAGAUGUUUCCAGAUCUACUGCAGAACAUAGAGAGUCUAGCUGUUAACCCUCGUGUCGUCCUGAGGGGCAAAUUGACCCGUUUUAAAGUUUGAAAAUCUGGGGAGAAAUAUAUAUAUUUUCACAGUGAAAACUUCCACAUUUUCAAUAUUUUUGGAAAAUUUUUGAAAAUUUUUUGAUGAAAAAUUUUUUUAAAAAAAUGUUUAAGAACAUUCGGGGAAAAAAUCGCUGGAUUUUGGUAGAUUUUUUUCCCAAAUGUUCUUAAAGAAAAUAUUAGAACUUUUACUGAUAUAUCUGUAAUCAGGAUUUUUUUGGAAGCUUUUUAUAAAUUUUUUGAAAAUAUCUACAAUUUUUUAAAAAUUAUUUUUUACAUUUUUAUUUUUUGCAAAUUAGGGGGAUUUUUAAAAUAAAACUUGAGGGAAACUUUUAAGGAAUUUUUGGAAUUUUCUUCCUGAAGAUUUUGUAAUUUUUUAAAAAUAAAUUUGGGGAAUUUUUUUGCUGAAUUUAAUUUUUUUUCAGACAAGGGAAAAAUAUUUUUUAGUCCCCGUAAAUGAGGACAAUAGGAGGGUUAAACAUCUAAACCGUCUGCCUGUUUUUGUCCUUUUUGCUUCAUAAAUGAAUCUAAAUAUUACUUGAAAAUGUCUAAUUUUUGUUGAGGUUUUGGUGUUUUUUUAAAAUGUUUCCUCAUUUUUUCAUGGUUGUGCUUCGAGUCCGUCCAGUUGAAGCGAUGCGGAGCUGAAAGUUUUCUAAAACUCUGUUCCUGUGAGCGUUUCAGUGAUCUCAGUGACUAAUGAUAACUAAUACAUGAACAGGAAAUUAAAGGCCUGCUGCAGAUCACAUUCACAGCAUUUAUUACUGCUCAUCACUCUUAGUCAUGGACUCCUUCAGUGUGUUGUGUUUUGUAAUAAAACAUGAAUUGUGUCCAAAGGGCUUUUUUGUUUUAAUCGACUGUAAUUUAAAUAAAGAUGAAGCUGUA